AUGGUGAACAAUGGCAUCGCAUCCGAGGUUCAUCUUUAUAGCGCGGUGGCGGGCUGCGAGCAGGGUGCGGGCGGAGCGGGGUCGGCGGGCGGGCGGCCGGGGGACACCAUCCGGCGCGUGCGCGUCAAGAUGUCGUCGGUGUCCGCGCAGGGCGUAGUGGAGCGCGCGUCCGCCGAGCUGUCGCGGCGCAUCACCGGGCUGGGGCUGCGCGGGCGGCGGCGCUCGCCCGGCGUGGUGGAGCGCGUGGCGAGCGCCCUGUGCGGGCCCGCGCACGCCGCGCCGCGCGCCCCCCGCCGCCGCCGCCCCGAGCCCCGCCCCCUCGUCUGGGCCCAGUUCGUGCUCGACGACAGGUUCCUCGACAAAUUCUUCCUGUACUUCAACGCCGGCGAGCGGCGCGCCCUCGCCCAGGUGUGCACCAAGUGGCGCGACCUUCUCUACUCUUCGCCUCGCUGGUGGAGCGGCCUAAUCGCGGUCCUCGACUGCCGCGAACUGCGCGCCGCCACCGGCUGUUGCAUGCAGAGGUUCUACAACUCGAUAGUUAGGAGGGGCAUACGCGGUGUUGUGCUUGUAUCCGCCACGGACGACGACGUUAACGAAUUCAUAAGGCAGUUCCCACUGUCCGCUCACCACAUACACGCUAUUAGUUUGAAAGGCUGCACAAUAACGGAUAGAGGACUGGAAGCGAUAUUAGAUCACUUGCAGGUUCUAUUUGAACUAGAGUUAACAGGCUGCAAUGAAAUAACAGAAGCUGGUUUGUGGGCAUGUCUAACCCCGCGGAUAGUUUCACUCACGCUUACUGAUUGUAUUAACAUUGCCGACGAAGCUGUAGGUGCAGUGGCGCAACUGUUGCCUUCGCUGUACGAGUUCUCACUGCAAGCGUAUCACGUGACGGACGCAGCGUUGGGUUAUUUCUCGCCGAAGCAAAGCGCCUCGCUGAGCGUGCUACGGCUUCACAGUUGCUGGGAGCUUACGAAUCACGGCAUUGUGAAUAUUGUUCACUCAUUGCCAAAUUUAACGGUGCUGUCUUUGAGCGGCUGCAGCAAAGUGACCGACGAGGGUGUGGAACUGUUAGCCGAGAAUCUUCCUCGACUGCGCAGCCUAGACCUCAGCUGGUGCCCUCGUGUUACCGACAAUGCGCUAGAGUAUAUCGCAUGCGACCUCAACCAGCUGGAGGAGUUGACCUUGGAUAGAUGUGUGCAUAUAACUGAUAUAGGCGUCGGUUAUAUAAGCACAAUGCAGUCUCUAGUGGCGUUGUUCCUACGGUGGUGUUCGCAAUUACGCGACUUUGGAGUACAGCAUUUGUGUGGAAUGCGUUCACUACAACUCCUUUCAUUAGCAGGUUGUCCACUCCUGACUUCUGGUGGACUCUCUAGUCUUAUCCAACUGAGACAGCUGAGAGAGUUGGAGCUUACUAACUGUCCUGGCGCUUCACCUGAACUCUUUGAUUAUCUUCAUGAACAUCUACCAAGAUGUCUAAUCAUUGAA
Molecule: messenger RNA, 1485 nt
Organism: Iphiclides podalirius (scarce swallowtail)
Lineage: Eukaryota; Metazoa; Arthropoda; Insecta; Lepidoptera; Papilionidae
Source: the annotation of a GenBank genome assembly